AUGUGGUCCAGAAUGAAUGAAUGGUUCUGGUCAGAGAAACUCUGGCUUCCAGCCAAUGUCACAUGGGCCGACCUGGAGGACCGUGAUGGUCAGGUAUAUCCCCAUCCCCGAGACCUGCUGGUCGCCUUGCCUAUGUCGCUUGCCCUGCUGGCCCUUCGCUUCAUCUUUGAAAGAUUCAUUGCUCUGCCUCUCAGUUGGUGGCUGGGGGUGCGGGAUCAGCCUCGGCUGCCAGUCAAGCCCAUUCCUGCGCUGGAGAGACACUUUAUGACAGCUGGACCAAAAUUCAAGGAGGCCCAGAUGGUGCUCCUAGCCUCCCAAUGUGGGCUCACACUGCAGCAGAUUCGGUGCUGGUUCUGGAGACGCCGAAACCAGGACCAGCCCUCCCUGAGCAAGAAGUUUUGUGAGGCCAGCUGGAGGUUCACCCACUUCUUUUGCUCUUCCCUUGGUGGUUUUUCCAUCCUCUACCACGAAUCCUGGCUGUGGAGACCAGUUAUGUGCUGGGACAGUUAUCCAAACCAGCCCCUGAAGCCCACCCUCUACUACUGGUAUCUCCUGGAUCUGAGUUUCUUCAUCUCGCUGCUCAUCAUGAUGCCUUUGGACAACAAGCGCAAGGACUUCAAGGAGCAGGUGCUGCACCACAUCGUGACCAUUGCCCUGAUCGUCUUCUCCUACAGCUCCAACCUGCUGCGUAUUGGCUCGGUGGUGCUGCUUCUGCUCAACUGCUCCGACUAUCUUUUGCAGGCUGGUAAGAUGUUCAACUACACGCAAUAUCAGAAUGUGUCCAAAGUUCUCUUCUUCAUCUUCGCCUUAGUCUUCUUCUGCACGCGAAUGGUGAUCUUCCCCACCCAGAUCCUGUACACCACCUAUUAUGAGUCCAUCAAUGGCAGAAGCCCCUUCUUUGGCUAUUACUUCUUCAAUGGGCUCCUGAUGAUAAUUCAGGUGCUGCACGUCUACUGGUCCUACCUCAUUCUGCGCAUGCUCUACAACUUCACCUGGAAGGGGAAGGUAAGCCGGGACAUUUGCAGUAAUGUGGAGGAGUCAGAAACAAGUGAUGGUGAGGUGGCCAAGAAAAACCCUCAAAUGCAAAAUGGGAUGUCCCACCGGCGAGGGGUGAUCACCUCUGAUGGGCCUCGAACCCUGGCAGCAAUGCAUCAGGCUAAAGAACACAAUCAGCCCAAAUAG
This is a messenger RNA of Suncus etruscus (white-toothed pygmy shrew), 1182 nucleotides long. Its product is annotated as ceramide synthase 4-like. Lineage: Eukaryota; Metazoa; Chordata; Mammalia; Eulipotyphla; Soricidae. The record is from RefSeq and is a predicted model, not a curated record. The transcript is spliced from 10 exons. Gene Ontology annotation, cellular component: membrane. Gene Ontology annotation, biological process: ceramide biosynthetic process. The coding region runs from base 1 to 1182 and encodes 393 amino acids. Gene Ontology annotation, molecular function: DNA binding; sphingosine N-acyltransferase activity.